AUGACUUCGCAAACCCACCCACCACUCCUCAGCGACAAAGACGGCUACCUCGGCCUGCUCAACGACCCCUCCCAGAUGACUUUUCUGCUCGAGGCCUGGGCGCUGGCCCGGCGUAUCCUCUUGAUUGAACGAAGUGUGGAGGCUCUGGUAGUCAUGCUGUCGACGAAGUGGGAUGAUACAGAUGCAGGGGAAUUGCCGGGCGACGUCACGCUGCUCAGAGGAGCGAUCAGGGGGUUUCUGUCCCACAACCAGCCUCAAUUUAUCUCUUCGAUGUCUUUGGAUGACUGGGGAAGUACCAGGGCGAUAUGGCCUCAUCACAUACACCUGAAACACUCUCACGUUAUUUCCGGCGGGACUAUCGAGUUCGCGACACCGCCAAGGCUCGCUGUUCCGGGUGGGGGAUGUGGGCGCCCUGUGAAACGCUUGGGGCAGGAGGUCGUCCCAGGAGAAGGGGGGUGGUGUUAUGAAGACAUGGUCUAUGGUGGGAAAGUUCUAGCGCGGGGACUUGAUACGGGCGCGGGUGACCUUGUCCAUGAGCAAAAUGUCGCUUAUGGAUGA
This is a messenger RNA of Dioszegia hungarica, 558 nucleotides long. RefSeq lists its product as uncharacterized. Bases 1 to 558 code for a protein of 185 amino acids. Lineage: Eukaryota; Fungi; Basidiomycota; Tremellomycetes; Tremellales; Bulleribasidiaceae. The transcript has 3 exons. The record is from RefSeq and is a predicted model, not a curated record.